Lactuca saligna is the source of this 2196-nucleotide messenger RNA. NCBI's taxonomy places the organism in Eukaryota, Viridiplantae, Streptophyta, Magnoliopsida, Asterales, Asteraceae. The record is from the annotation of a GenBank genome assembly.
AUGCAUCCUUUAGCCGUUAUAUCAAGUUCAAAACUUUCCAACUGGGUUUCAAAGAUCAAAGAGUCAUCGUUUAGUGGGAGAUGGCAAGAUGUAUUGUCGUUAUACAAUGACAUGAACAAAGCAGGAGUUCGAUUUACAGAACCUUCAUUGUUCCAUCCGAUUUUAAAGGCCUGUUCGGCAAUAUCUUUGGCACAUGGGAAGUCCCUUCAUGCAUCUGUAAUUAAGCUCGGAGCGGAAUCAAGCACAUCUAUUGGAAACUCUAUCAUGGACUUCUAUACAAAAGCUGGGGAUAUGGGUUCCACAAUUAGCGUCUUUGGCUGCAUGAAGAUCAGGGAUUCUGUUUCAUGGAAUAUUCUCAUUUCUGGGCAGAUUGAUCGUGGUGAUUUGGAUCAAGGAACACGUUCGUUUAUUCAAGCUAGAGCAACAGGAUUUGAACCCAAUGUCUCCACUUUAAUCCUUGUAAUUCAAACCAUUCGAACACUCAAAGCUUUACACGAAGGACAGAAAAUCCAUGGGUAUAUGAUUAAAACCCAGUUUCUAGCCAUCUCUUCACUUCAAAACUCCCUCUUGUCUAUGUAUGCAGAUACGACAAUGGAGUGUGCACAGAAGCUGUUCGAUGAAAUGCCAAACAGAGAUGUUAUCACUUGGAGUGUCAUGAUCUCAGGCUAUGUUAAAACUAAUAAAACCCAUCUUUCUUUAGAGAUUUUCAAGAAAAUGCUAUCACAAUCCGGACCUGAACCAGAUGAGCAAACAAUCCUAAGCGCCCUCAAAGCCUGCACCAAUUUAAAGAAUCUUAUUACAGGAAGAACAUUACACAGAUUCAUCUUUCACAAAGGUUUUCAUCAUGACACAUUUCUAGGAAACUCGUUGAUCGAUAUGUAUUCCAAAUGCAAUGAUCCAGAUUCCGCAUUACAAUCCUUUACAGAAAUCCCUCUUAAAAACAUCAUUUCAUGGAACUCUAUCAUAUCCGGAUUAGUAUACAACGAGAAGCAUUAUGCAGCCAUUCAUCUUUUCGAUUCAAUGCAAAAUGCCAAAUUUGACCCUGAUCCAGUCACAUUGGUGAACCUCCUACAAAUAUGCAAACAUUUUACAGAUCCUUUAAUUUGCAAAAGCAUACACACUGUGAUAAUCCGAAGAAACCACGAGUUAAAUGAGUUAGUAGUGAACACUCUAAUAGACACAUACGCAAAAUGCAACCUUAUAUUCAUCGCACAUAAACUCUUCACUUUGAUCAAAAUCCACGAUGUUGUUUCUUGGAGCACAAUGAUUGCAGCUUUCACAUACUGUGGAUUCCCUCAUGAAGCAAUUAGGGUUUUCCAUGAGAUGAUGAUCGAGUCGCAACAUAAACCAAAUGCAAUCACUAUCUUGAAUCUUAUCGAAGCAUGUUCAUACGAUUCUGAUUUAAAAUUACCAAAAUCGGGUCACGGGAUUGCAAUCAGAUUAGGGUUUGCAUCCGAUACGAUUGUUGGGACUUCAAUCUUGGAUAUGUACGCGAAAUAUGGCGAUAUAAUGACAUCAAAAAAGGCUUUUGAAAUGAUUUCAAAUAAAAACGUUGUGUCAUACAGUGCAAUGAUUGGGGCAUACGGUAUGAACGGUGUUCCUCACUCCGCUCUAUCUUUACUCACCGAAAUGGAAACACAUGGUGUAAAGCCCAACUCCAUAACCAUCCUCUCAGUGUUAUCAGCAUGCAGCCACGGAGGUUUAGUACACGAAGGGCUAUCACUUUUCCGGAAGUUGACCGAAACCCUAGAAGUCAAACUUGGUGUAGAACAUUACUCAUGUUUAGUAGACUUAUUAAGUCGAAGUGGGAACCUUGAUCUUGCAAUGAAAAUGGUGGAAGGACAUGAGAAAGGUGGUGUGAGUGCUUGGGGGGCCUUGUUGAGUGGUUGCAGGUUGAGCUUCAAUGAAAGAAUUGCAGAAAAGGUGGUGUCUUGUGUUCUUGAAAUGGAACCCAAUAAUUCAAAUGGUUACAUGCUUGCAUCAAACAUGUAUGCUAAAUUGGGAUCUUGGGAAGAUGUUGCAAGGAUUCGAGGGUUAAUGAGAGAUAAAGAAGUUAAGAUUGUGGCUGGAUUUAGUAUGAUAAAUGUGAAUAAUAAGAGUUGUAGGUUUGUUGCAGGAGAUAGAAAUCAAGUUUUGUUAGAUGAAAUACGUGAUACGAUUAAAGAAUUGCAUGAGUUUAUGAAGAUGGAUCAUUGA